This is a messenger RNA of Ailuropoda melanoleuca (giant panda), 2861 nucleotides long. It is a transcript of the gene KRT2, whose product is annotated as keratin 2. Lineage: Eukaryota; Metazoa; Chordata; Mammalia; Carnivora; Ursidae. The transcript has 9 exons. Gene Ontology annotation, molecular function: structural constituent of skin epidermis. Bases 448 to 2442 code for a protein of 664 amino acids. The record is from RefSeq and is a predicted model, not a curated record. Gene Ontology annotation, biological process: keratinization; intermediate filament organization. Gene Ontology annotation, cellular component: keratin filament.
AUCAGCCUCACCGGGUGGCAAGCCGGCACAGGCCCGGUGGUAGCUGCCCUCCUUUGGGUUGGUCCGGAGCAGGGAACAACAUUCUGCAGAAGGUCUUUUUUUUUUCUGAUUGAGAAACCCACGUCCUGAUCUCCUCUUUUGAUGAUUUCACAAAAAUCGGAUUGCAUGACAGAUGCCCAGAUAAACAGGAGAAGUUUGCAGUCAAAGCAAGUUUGGGGAUGGAGCUGAUUAGUAGAUUUUUAAUGGCUAUUAGCUUGAUAAUCACUAACCAGGCGUAGCUUCCAGGGAGACCAAACCCAUGCAUAAGUGUGCCCACACCCAUGCACACCGACACCUCAUUGGCAGGUAUAAAAGGGGGGGACCCUGACAGUCUCCCGACAGCAGAGCGUAGUCUCCAGCCUUAACUCGUCUCGGAAACCUCAGUUUUCCUCGCCGGGCAGAGGCGUCAUGAGUUGUCAGAUCUCGUGCAGAUCUCGAAGAGGAGGAGGAGGGUUCCGGGGCUUCAGCAGCGGCUCGGCCGUGGUCUCCGGUGGGAGCCGGAGAUCGGCCUCUAGCUUCUCCUGCUUGAGCCGCCAUGGUGGUGGCGGAGGGGGCUACGGCGGCGGCAGCUUUGGCAGUCGGAGCCUUGUCGGCCUCGGAGGCACCAAGAGCAUCUCUAUUAGCGUGGCUGGAGGAGGUGGAAGCUUUGGCGCCGGUGCUGGAUUUGGUGGCAGAGGCGGUGGCUUUGGAGGCGGCAGUGGCUUCGGUGGAGGUGGCUUUGGAGGCGGUGGCUUUGGCGGAGGCCGCUUUGGAGGUGGCGGUGGCUUUGGAGGUUUUGGGGGUCUUGGCGGCAUUGGGCCUGGAGGAUUCCCUGGCGGAGGCAUCCACGAGGUCUCCAUCAACCAGAGCCUCCUGCAGCCUCUCAACGUGAAAGUGGACCCAGAGAUCCAGAAUGUGAAGGCUCAGGAGCGGGAGCAGAUCAAAACGCUCAACAACAAAUUUGCUUCUUUCAUCGACAAGGUGCGGUUCCUGGAGCAGCAGAACCAGGUGCUGCAGACCAAGUGGGAGCUGCUGCAGCAGCUGGACGUGGGCACCCGCACCACCAACCUGGAGCCCAUCUUCCAAGCGUACAUUGCCAAACUGAAGACGUACGUGGAUACGCUGUCUGCAGAACGGACAUCCCAAGAUUCAGAGCUGAACAACAUGCAGGAUCUUGUUGAGGAUUUUAAGAAGAAGUACGAGGAUGAAAUCAACAAGCGCACAGCUGCCGAGAAUGAUUUUGUGACCCUUAAAAAGGAUGUGGACAAUACCUACAUGGCCAAGGUGGAGCUACAGGCCAAGACGGACGUGCUGACCCAGGAGAUUGAGUUCUUUAAAUUCCUGUUUGAUGCGGAGCUGUCCCAGAUCCGGCAGACUAUCACCGACACCAACGUCAUCUUGUCCAUGGACAACAACCGCAGCCUGGACCUGGACAGCAUCAUCUCCGAGGUCCGCGCCCAGUACGAGGAGAUUGCCCAGAAGAGCAAGGACGAGGCCGAGGCGCUGUACCACAGCAAGUAUGAAGAGCUCCAGGUGACCGCAGGGAAACACGGAGACAGCCUGAAGGAGGUCAAGAUGGAGAUCAGCGAGCUGAACCGCGUGAUCCAGAGGCUGCAAGGGGAGAUCGCCCACGUGAAGAAGCAGUGUAAGAGUGUGCAAGAAGCCAUUGCGGAUGCUGAGCAGAAGGGAGAGCAUGCCCUCAAAGAUGCCCAGAGCAAGCUCUCGGACCUGGAGGACGCCCUGCAGCAGGCCCGGGAGGACCUGGCCCGGCUGCUGCGCGACUACCAGGAGCUCCUGAACGUCAAGCUGGCCCUGGAUGUGGAGAUCGCCACCUACCGCAAGCUGCUGGAGGGCGAGGAGUGCAGGAUGUCCGGAGACCUCAGUAGCAAUGUGACUGUGUCUGUGACCAGCAGCACCAUAUCUUCGAGCGCAUCAUCCAAGGGCGGCUUUGGAGGCUAUGGGUCUGGAGGUAAAGGAGCCGGUUCUGGAGGAGGAGGCUACAGCUCCAGAAGUGGCAGUUACAGCUCUGGAGGCAGGGGCUCAAGCUCCAGAGGGGGCGGUGGAGGGGGCUACGGCUCCGGCGGCGGCUCCAGAGGGGGUUCCGUCUCUGGGGGAGGAUACAGCUCCGGAGGCGGCUCCAGAGGGGAUUCCGUCUCUGGGGGAGGAUACAGCUCCGGCGGCGGCUCCAGAGGGGGUUCCGUCUCUGGGGGAGGAUACAGCUCCGGCGGCGGCUCCAGAGGGGAUUCCGUCUCUGGGGGAGGAUACGGCUCCGGCGGCGGCUCCAGAGGAGGCUCUGGCUCUGGGGGAGGCUCUGGAGGGGCAUAUGGCUCUGGAGGCGGCUCUAGAGGCAGUUCCAGCUCAGAAAAGGGUGGUUCUGGCUCAGGUGAAGCUUAUGGUUCCAGUGUGACCUUCUCUUUUAGAUAAGGGUGGAGGUCCCCCCUUGACCCUUCCGCUUUAGAACGUAGAAGCCUGUCUCUGUACAUCCAAUGAACAGCAGGUGAAACCUUGUCAUCCGCCGCUGAUGGCACUUUGGAGGAAAGGGAUGCCCACAUGCCACGUUUGAAAUAUCUUCUCUCCAAACCCAUUAGUUGGAGCCAGUGACACCCUCUGUGCCCUAGGGAAGACUCUGAAUUGCCUGGGCUUGUACUUCCAGCCAUGCCCCCUUUCCUAGCCCCUCCUCACAUUGCCCAUUUGCUGGUCCUUCUCCUGACGGUUACUCUGUUGGGGGCCCCAUCUCAAAGCCUGCACCUUUCUCGUGGCCCUGCCCCCAGGGAAACCUGUUCCUGUGUACAUAGCCCACCUUGUGGCUCUGCAUCUAAAGUGCUGUGGUCUUGGUGUCUGCA